Cavia porcellus (domestic guinea pig) is the source of this 1332-nucleotide messenger RNA. It is a transcript of the gene Cimip7, whose product is annotated as chromosome unknown C3orf84 homolog. NCBI's taxonomy places the organism in Eukaryota, Metazoa, Chordata, Mammalia, Rodentia, Caviidae. The transcript has 4 exons. Bases 97 to 690 code for a protein of 197 amino acids. The record is from RefSeq and is a predicted model, not a curated record.
GCUAAGCAACAAGAAAUUGGCCUCUUGAGGUUCUCAUUCCUCAGAUGUGGCCUCAGCAAGAGGAAAAAUUGCCUUUUCUGCUUCCUUCCUGGAAAGAUGGAAAGUGCUUUAAUAGGCUCCUGGCACAACAGUGGCUUCUAUGGGCACUUUAGAGGCCAAGUCAAGAGUGAAAGUGCUGGAGAGUAUCGCCGUGCUGCCAAGCCUCAACCUCCAGCAACGUUCCUGCAGCGAUGCCAGGUGCCAGCACAGCAACACUUCUUCUCCGAGCAUGACAACCGCACCUCCUAUGACCAAGGUCCCUACUGUCUGCUGCAGGGAAUCGGACGACAGAAAGACCUGAAGCGCCUGUGGCAGCCACACACCUUCCUGCGCUGGGCACCCUGUGAGCUAGAGCUGAACCAGCAGCGGCCCCUGAGAUCUUCCUACCAGUUUGAUUUCCAGCCAGGCUCAGGACUUGAUAGUCUCCCACAGCGUCUUGUUCACUUUGUGCAAAUCCAGCCUCGCCAAGCCAGCACUACCUAUCAGAGAAACUUCUGCCACCCAUCCUUUGCUGGACGCUGUGGCAGUGACAAGAUAGGGCCCCAAUUACCUGUCACGGACACCCUACCUGACCUCCCAGCGACCCCAAGACCCAAGCUAUUGCAGCACUACCUUCAUCCUGGGGUCUAUGAGUGCCUACACUGGUCCUGAGCAUUAAACAAGGACAGCUGACACACAGCCUGCCUGUUCUUGCAGCACAAGACACCUCAGGGGCCAGUGAGCAGUUGUGUGCAGGCCAGAGUCUUCUCUCUCAGGACUCGUGUCUAUGGUGUGCCCAUGCUGGGCUGGGGAGGUACUGCCAUGGGAGUUUUGCCACUAGGUGAGAAAGGGUAAGGCCUGGAAGAGGCCCAGCAUCCAGGAAAGCUGCCAUGACCAACACAACAAGUGGGUCCAUAUACUUGUCCACAACUUUGGCAAACAGCUGGAAACCCUGUACUCAGCAUAGCUACAAGGAAAGCAGAGUGAGCACUUCUACUAGUGGGCAUCAAAGACCAGAGUGUAUUUCCCUAUAAUCUCAGCUACUCAGGAGGUCAAGAGGUCAAGGGAGGAGGAGCACAAAUUCCAGCCCAAACUGGGAAACUUAAGAGACUCUGUCUCAAAUAAAAAAACCAAAAAACUAAGGGCUGAUGGUGUAGCUGUAACAGUGUUUGCCUAGCAUGUUCAAGGCACUGGGUACCCUAGGAUAGAAUUAAAAAAAAAAAAAAAAAAAAGCUAGAGGCGGCAGUAAAGACUGGCAACUUCCUUUAGGAGGAGGCCUAGGAGGGUUAGGUGGGCAGUCAUCCAAUUCUGUCC